Biomphalaria glabrata is the source of this 4486-nucleotide messenger RNA. RefSeq names its product ankyrin homolog. The transcript has 4 exons. The record is from RefSeq and is a predicted model, not a curated record. NCBI's taxonomy places the organism in Eukaryota, Metazoa, Mollusca, Gastropoda, Planorbidae. Gene Ontology annotation, molecular function: protein binding. The coding region runs from base 1 to 1083 and encodes 360 amino acids.
AUGGUGGCCUCUUCCUCGGGUUUUACAGAAUGUGUCAAAUUCCUUUUAGAUUUGAAAGUACCUAUGGAUGAGACCAACGUCGAUGGUAAUACUGCGUUACAUUUUUGCACUUCAUUUAGGCAUAUAGAAUCUUUGUCGAUGCUAUUGCAGAAUAAAGCCAACCACAGCAUAACCAAUGCCAAUGGGGAUACUCCAAUAAUGCUUGCAUCUGCGAAAGGAUAUGAAGAAAUAGUGAAUGCAUUGCUAAGUUGUCCAGAUUUUAAAAUAAAUCAAUGCAAUUCAAAUGACGGCAGAUCUUCCCUAAUGAUAGCUUCGCAAUUUAACCAGGUAUCAAUAGUACAGCUUUUAUUAAAAGCCGGAGCUAAUGUUAACGCUAAGUCAAAGUUAGGGGAUACAGCUCUUCAUCUUAGUAUAGCCAACGGUUGUAUAGAAGUAAUAAAGAUUCUCCAUACUUAUCAAGGCAUCGAUUUGAGUGCAGAGAACGAUGCCGGAUUUACGCCGCUAUUUCUGUGCAUCGCGCGCCAGCGGUACGAGAUUCUCAAAAUGCUUUGUGAUUCUGGUAUCGAUGCCAAGAAAAACAAUAAAAAUGGGGACAACGCCAUAACGUUCAGCAUCAAGCAUUAUUCACUAGAGGCUUUACAAAUCAUUUUACAAAAAUGUCAACUUUUUUCGAAGGAAAAGGACGACUACAUUGCCCUAGCAAGACGUCUUAGUGCUGGUCAUAUUGUAAGCUUUCUUCAGCAAUAUGAACCAACAGAAAAAACUGCAGCAGAGAACAUUCAUAGCUCACAAUGUUUACAACUACCAACCAAAAACCAGGCUCUACCAGAGGACGUAUCUACCACCAAUACUAGUGUUAGUUUUGCUGAAGACCAAAGGUGUAUGUCCGGAUCAACAGAAAACCAGACAACUAGCUCAGAUCCACCAUGUCCAGCAAUAGACAAAUCAUUUAACUUAGAAAUUGACAGUUCCAAGGACAAACCUUUGUGUUUUAACUUGAACGGAGAUUGUCGAGGAGCAACCAAGAACUGUAUUGUCGGGAAGCAGAACUCAUUAACUGAUCAGAAAACUGUAAAGGAGUAAAAUAAUCGAUAAGAGAGGAAUGUCAGUCCUACUUCAAAAUAAUUACAAGAGGCACGCAGGUUACUUAAACAACUUACGUAUUCUAUACUUUAUGUCAAUGCAUGUAUACAUACAUAGGAUGCUAUUAUUCCAAGAAAUAAUUAGAGGACCCAAUUAACUUUUUGACAAUUUGGAUUAGAGUUAUGCGACUUCUUGGCCAUUAAGCAGCAUAUUGUUUUUAAAGUUGUAUGAAUAGCCCAAAAGAAGUAUUAAGAUGUUUACAUUGAAAAGUGUUCGUUACAGUUGGAUUUGAAAAUGUAAAUUUGCAGUUCAUUAUAUUAGUUUUUUUCUUACAACUUGCGGAGGUUUGGGGGGGGGGGGGUGAACAAAGAAAAAGUUCUUAAGAAAACUAUAAAUUAUGUAAAUUUAGUAUUGGGGAAUUUCUAGAUAAAGUAAAUAAACUAAAUAAAAAAAAAGAAUUUAGCUAUAAUUUGAACAUGAACUGCUUGGCAGUGGAUUUUCGUAUUUUUAACUAUGUUGAAAGUCACAGAGUCCAAUGCUUCCUCCAUAAUAAAAUUAUUUAGUUCUAAACAACGGAAGAACCUAAAAACUUUGUUUCUGCAGUGCUUUAAAGUGCAAGACAAUUAUUAUACACUUUUUAAAAACCUAGCUUAUCAAGACUUCCUUUAAAUUGUACACCGGAUACACCAAAUAGCUAGCUAUUUAUAGUUUUUCCCCGCCAUGUAUGAAAAUCCACAGUGUGUAAUAGUCGUCCUCUAGCGGCUCCCGGAAGGGGAAUAUUCGCUAUUAGUUUUGUGUGGUCUGUCCAUCAGUUCGUCCGUCCCAAAUCUCAAAAAGAUAGAAGAUAUAGAAAAUCCGAUAUUAUAUUUUAGAUCUUUCAAAGUUGUGAUACUUUUUUCUUUUUAAAAGGCGAAAAGUUGUAGGUUUAAACUUAAUUCAGUAAGCACUAUUCACAAUUAAUAUUGAUUAUUAAUAGCAAAAACACGGGAAGCUAUACUAGUAUGGAAGGUGAUUUUUCAGUAUAUUUUGAAUACAUUUAUGCAAAAUUUUGUUUGUGUGUGUAAACAAAAAAUGUAAAAAAAAAAUUAUAUAAUUUUAAUUGAGUAUUUUUAUUAUACAAACUACCUUAAAACAAAUUAAGUUUCAGUUAGGCCAGGUUCACAUUGAACCAUACCUUCAAAAUUAUCAGUUCAUUGAAUACAUAUGCAUAUCAACAAUGUAAUAACAUUUAUGAAUCUCCGUAAUCUUGUGGUAUGAGAUCGUUAGAGUCUUAAACGAACUAUCAAUACAACAGUAUCCGCAACACUUUCGACAUUAAAACGUCUUUUCUUUAUCGGUGGAGAUAGGGUUGUGUUUUUUUUUUUUUAGCUUGUAGUUCAUAGUUUCAGAUGUUUAUGCUGAAAAUAUUGAAACCUGCAUUUUUUACCUACUUUAAUGGACCACUUCGGGGGCCGAUUGUGAGUCUAUGUUUCCAAACAACUUCUCUUUGUAACGUUUCAUAAGACAUGUUCAUUCUGUAGGUACACCAUUUAACUUAUUGUGCAAAUGAUAAAGAAAAAAAAGGGGAGGGAGGGGAGGUGGAAAAGAUACAAUCUUUUGAUUUGGUGCGCGUUGUUUACUUUCUAUGUCCAAGCAUAAAUAAGUUAAUAAGUUCUAAAGACAUCCACAUAUCACGGCAAUAAUCUUAUUUUGACAAUUACAGAUGUUCCAUCAAAAGAGAAGAUAAUUACAUCCUACGAGUACCCAUUCGAGACCGUUCGUUAUCGAUCCAUUUGUUAAAUUAGUCAUGCAUGUUAGAGUCUGUUAAGUCAUUGGCUUUCCAGGCUGUGCCAGGCGAGACCAAUCGUUAUGGGAAUCGCACAGCCCCGUGACGUGACCACGAGCUAUUGGUCUAAACUGCCUACAUCAUACUAUUUUAGACCUUUCAAAGCUCUGAUGCAGCGGCUACUUUUUUCUUUUCUGAAAGCGAAAAAUUUCUUUUUUAAAAUCGUGUAUGCAAGCAGUUUUUUGAUAAAUAUACACCAUUUUUACAACUUUUCACAAUGAAUAAUACCAGUAACAAAGAAAGGAAGGUAUUUAGUAAGUGAGAUUUAUGCAAAUGGUUUUCGAUUAUUUGUAAAAAAGAAAAUACAUUUUACAAUUAUAUUGCUAAGUUAAGUAGUUCUGUCAUACUAACUACUACAUUUACAAACAAUUUUGUUACUUUUUUUUAAGAGAAAAAAUCUAUUUAGUAUGCAUAUAAGUGGAACGUAAUUUAAAACAACAAUUAAUAAGUAGUUUUUCAUAUUAUCACGUGAUCUGCAGCACUAUGGGACAGUCAUGAAACUCCUAAGUAAAGGAAUUAUAUAUAAUUUUUUUAAGGAAAUGUUUGUUUUUUUCUUGAGGCUUCGAAUAAGAGAUUAACCCUUUACAAAACAAUUAGAUCAAUUAGAUAAUCGUUAUAAGACAUCAGUUAGGCCAGGUUUACCUAUCCCUUGGUCUGCUGGACCGUUGGGGCACCACACAAGAUCUGUCAACCUUCUUUCUAUAUUUUUCUAUGUCAUUUGUCUUUGAUAGAAUUUCAAUCUGAUAUUCUUUCUAAAAAUAUUGAAACCUGCCUUUUUACCUGCCUGGGUGGACUACUACGGGGGCCGAUUCUGAGUUUGUGUUUCAACACAAACUGUCUUUGUAACCUUUUGUUUAUUUGCAUCGGUAUUUGUAAAUUACGGUUUAGACAAGCAUUUGAUUUUUGUUUUAUUUUGAUAUGCAAUAACACAUAUUUUGUAUUUUUUAAAAAUUCGCCUUCUUAUUAUAUAAACUUUUUUACAUUUGAUUGUGUUGAAGGAAGAACCGCUAGUGGAAAUAGCACUAAGCAAGAAAAGGUGUAGUGAAUUGUUGUUGACCUAACUUGACUGUAUACUAAUGGCGAGCCUUUCACAUUUAUCUCCACCUCGUGCAAUAAUCACGGACAUAUGUGGUAUCUCACCGCGGGGGGGGGGGGGGGGCAUUUUCGUUUCCUUGUUAGCAUCUCCAAGUUUGUCAAAGCCAUUUCCACGGAGGUGCUGACUUUAGCUAGGGUCUUUGUCUUUAUCAGUCAAGAGUGUAAAUUAUGUUAUAAUCAUUUUUUAAACAUAUUUUAGCAAAUUACUUUCUGUUUUCAUUUUUAUGAUUCAAAUUUGUAUACAAUAUUGCUUUAUAAUAAUAUUUCUUUUUUUUUUCGUAUUGUAAUACAUUAAAUAAUAUAUAAUAAUAUAAGUAUUUUAAACUAUAAUUGUACUUUUUGAAAAUAAAUAGAUGUUUGUAUGGAUUGAAUGAGCGGAUGGAGGUAGGAGGGAGUUUAAAACCGAUAUUUUACCAAAAGUUAAAAUGAGGAACACAUUUCAAGACAUUGUUGUACUUAGUAAUAAAUUUCGUAGAAGCACUG